Messenger RNA from Octopus sinensis (East Asian common octopus), 7212 nucleotides. RefSeq lists its product as uncharacterized. Bases 2031 to 5387 code for a protein of 1118 amino acids. The transcript has 2 exons. NCBI's taxonomy places the organism in Eukaryota, Metazoa, Mollusca, Cephalopoda, Octopoda, Octopodidae. The record is from RefSeq and is a predicted model, not a curated record.
AAACAUUUCCUUCUUCCGGCAAAUUAGUUUAUUUCGCUCUAUGAACUUCUAUUUACUGUUUGCUUAUAUCGACUUUUUGCUUCAUUGGAUUCUUUAUUGUUUACCUAAAAGAAAAACAACAAAAAACAUCCGACAAAGUUUUUCUCCCGUGCAAAACUUAAUCGACAACAACUUUUGCAUUUUUUACAUCGAAGUAUCUUCUUGUUGGAAGUUGACCAUGUGCGUAUUAGAAGAAAUGAAGCCAACCUUUUGAGAUGGACAUAAUUUUUAUAUAUCAUCUUUAGUAAACAACAAUGGAAAUCGGUUUAAGCAUUGGAAUAUGAACUGAAUUUUAAGGAAGGAGAAUCUGGAAAAUUGUUAAAAAUGUCACAAAAGCGAAAACAUUCGCGUUUGGAUUGUAUGAUUCCCAGUAAAGUACAAAAAAUGGCAUCACGUAAAAUCAUUUCUAAACCAAGUUUGGAAGAUAUAAUUCCACAUAAAGUAAGAAAAAAAGCUUCAUUUAAAACAAUUACUAAAAUUGUUUCAGAAAAACAAGGUUGUAAUCUAUGGAUUAAUAAUCAAAUUGAUUUGCGUAAAAUAUAUUUAACAAAUUUCCUUUGUGAGUUAUUUGCUAUGAGAGAUAAUGUAAGUGAUUCAGAGUUUCACAAGAAAGCUCUGGUGAAGAUAAAAUCAGUUAUAAGGGGAAUUACCUCAUGGAAUUAUACAAGUCUGCCAAAAACCAUUUGCUACUUAAAGAAAUUGAGCAAAAUCCAUCAUGGUUCAAACCCACCAUUUCAAAUGUUACAUCACAAAGUAAAAUUUCGACCACUUCAAAAAAUUACAACUCAUUUUGUGAAUUUCAACCUUCUUUCUGAACAGUUAUCAUUUAUUAAUAUAACAAAGAUUUUGAUGCUUUAUGAUGUUGCUGUCAUUUAUGACUCCUACAGCUUGUCUAUAAAUUACAUUAAUCAAGAUGGACUUUGUGAAACUUACUAUUUUAACUCUCCCAUCACAGAUAUGACACAAGUGGGAGAGCAUACUGUUAUGGGAAGUCUUCCUUUCAGGAAUAAAAUCAUCUUAAUUCAUCCUUUCAGUCUGGAAUUGAUAACUCUUGACCAUGGUUUUUAUAAACUUUCCUAUGUAGAAGGAACAAAAUUUGUUGGUGUGAAGUUGUUUUCUAAAACCAUUUACCUUGUGGACUGGAUUCAAAGAGAUAUACACGCUUUAUUUAACAUUAAUCACUUCAUUUCAUCAAUUGCUGUUGGACCUCGAAAACUUAUUCUGGUGGCUUUCAGUAUCAUUCCUUGUGUUACCUGUUAUAAUCUCCAGGGCAGAAAAUUAUUCCAGUUUGAUGUUCCAUUCAAUGAUAAACUGAUAGAAAUUGUAGCCAACCAAAAAUAUUUCUAUUUCUUUGAAAACAAUAAUAUUUUCAAGGUUUCAGAAUUUGGUGGCAUUUCUAAGAGAAUAGUUGAAAGAACUCCUCAAAAGAUUUAUCUUCACCAAAACAAUCUUGUUUUAUUCAGUAAUUUUAAAUAUCAAAUUAUCACCCCUAAUUCUGGCCACGACAAACCUAUUUUUCUCAUAAUCAAAGUCCAAGGUAUCUCACCAGUCUAGAUAUUGAAAAUGCACGUGAUAUAAGGGCUGUAAUACCAAUAUCAAGACAUUGUUUUAUAAUUAUUUAUUUAGAAAAUUUCAUAAAGUUACUCAUUCUUCGUGAUGAAAAGAAAAUUAUUGAACAUUCGUUAACCCUGGAAUCACCUUUGAUUGAUGUCUCUCGAUGGGCUGAGGACAAGAUCAUUGUUUCAUUUGGCAGGAAAUUCCAAAAGAUCUCCUGGGACAAUUAUAAUCUUGUUGCAACAAAUAUACAAGCGACUGCAAGUGAAAUUUACAUCCAAAUUAGUCAUAUUAUAUCUGACAAAUUUGUAUGUUUAGUAGAUGGACAUAAAGCUCAACUACAUAUCAUAUGUGUGACAGAAAGUAAAAUUGAACCUAUUGAGUUUAUAAAUUUGGAGCAUGGAAAUGUCUCCAUUGCAGCCUCCCCACUCAAUUUAAUGGUAGUGGACAAAAUGGAUGAAAAACUUGUGGUUUUUUCUACUGAUGGAGAACAAUUAUUUCAAAUACAGCUUCCUGUGAUUGAACAGCCAAGGAAAGUGUAUUCAGACAUCCUUUAUUUUUAUAUAAUUUCUAACAACAACUCAAUUAAGAUAUAUAAUAUAUUUGGACAGCUAAAGAGAGAGUGGAAAAUUCCACGUCAUUUUCUGCCAGUAAUUGGUGUUCAGAAAGGGACAGUUACCAUUGUGGACCCAAUAAACAGUAUACUUCAUUGCUAUAAAUUUCUUUGUGGUGAUGGGUAUCAAGUUCCAGUGAAGACUCUUAAAGAUACCACAAGCACUGAUAUAAUUUAUGAUGACCAAAAUCAAAUCAAAGCUAUUAUUGGUUCUGUAUGUCUUGUGCCCAAUGGUCAGUUAGCUAUUGCUGAGUGGGGAGAAAAUAAAUUGUUACUAUGUUGCAAGAAAGGAAAUAUUAACCAUCAGCUUAGCGUACCAUCUCCAAUUACUGAUAUCUGUCGAUGGGAUUGCAACAAUUUAGGAUUAACAUUACCUCUUGAAAAACAACUCUGGAUUUUUGAUUAUGUUUCAAAUUAUAUUAGAGUAAGAUCUUUUGAACAGCCAUAUGUUCUUAUACAUAAGUUAGACAAUGACAGGGCUAUUUGCUACUGUGACAAAUCUAAGUGUCUAGAUAUAGUUACAAUAAAACUCACUAGUCAACAACCAACCAGACGUUUAGCUAUAUGUCCCAGUUAUAUCAGAUCUUUACAUUUGUGGCACAACAAUAUUCUGGCACUUACCAAAAGUCAAUUGUUGAAAUACAACACUUCUUUUUGUGGUUCUCCUACUAUUUUGUAUCCCAAAUUUGGUUCUGGAAGAUGUCUGUAUGAUGUAUGUUCUGACAAAACAGCCAUAUAUUUAAUUGAUGACUCACAAAUGCUUUCAUUCAAUGAAGAAACAUUAAUGGUUUGUGAUUAUGUGUCUUGCCAGCAGCUUAAAUCUUUCAUUGAUCAACUUGAUAUCUUCUCCUGUACAGCAGUUGUUACUGAUACAUUAUCAUCUGUAGUACAUCGUCAUGAUAUAUCAAUGACAUUAAAUAAACAUGUCUAUCAAGUACCACAUACCUAUAAAGACACAAAGAGGAUCAUUAUUUCAGCUCUGUUAAUUACAGAUAACAAUUUAAUAGUAAUCUGUGAUAAAAACAACUGCAGCAUAAAGAUAUUAACUUUUAAGGGUGAACUAAUUGAUACGUUGGAUUUGAACUCAUCACCUACAGGGAUUUGUCGUUGUUUAUCCAAUAGUUUUGCUAUUUCCACCAACACAGACAAACUGUUAACAGUUCAAGUUCAGUUUCCUUUAACAUAUGUCAGCUUUAAAACAUGUAAGAACUACAGAUGCAUUGCUUCAUUCUCAGAUGGACGUUUAGUAUGUAGCUGGACAGACAAUGGAAGCUGUGGUCUAAGUAUAGUUGAUUUAAAAUCAUCUGUUUUUAUGGAAAAGCACAUAAAUGGUUGGAAUGAAAUAAGGAGGAAAACUAUUCAUGAUAUGACAGUUACUCCCAAUGAUGAAAUAGUGGUUCACUGUUAUGAUGAAGAUGAUACUUUUAGUGAAGUAAUAUUCUUAAAUAUCCAUGGUCAAAUCACAAAGCAAGUAACUCCUCUUAAUAUGUCCAUGCCUAUUAGUAUCACUAGUGAUAAACUUUAUAUUUACAUAAUAACAAGUCAACCAAUUGACUACUAUUACAGGGUCACACGUUUGUCGAUGGAUGGCAAAUAUCACAGCAUGUUUCUUCAUCCGCAUGAGUUAAUUGACGAAUCAGUGUUAACUGCUAUGAACUGUCGGGGACCACGAUUUGUUAUGGUCAACAGUAGCAAUAAUCUUUAUACAGAAGGAUUGUUGUCUCUUAAUAGAGAAAUAUUUUCAGUAUCUCAUCUCCAAUGUGAUAACUUCCCAGUACAAGUGAAAGAUUUUGAUGUAUCUGAGAGAGGUCAGAUUGUUAUCUAUGACAGAAAGAAUGACAUUAUUAAAUGUUUUAGAAGUGGUGGAUUGUUUUUGUGUCACAAGAAAAUUAAUUUCAUAGUGGGAGGGUUAUGUUUCAUUGAGACAGGGAAUAUUCUAAUCACUGUUCCCCAGAUAAGAGAAAUACAGGAGUUGAGUAAAAACACUUUAAGUGUUAAGAGGGUAUUUAAUACUGAAAUACCAUAUUGUAAAAUAUACCGAAAAAUCCACAAUCAUUAUUGGUGUCAGGAUUUAGAAUCAACUGAAUGUCAUCUUGUUAAAAUAGAAAAUAAUAACACUAUUGUAAUUAUUCAGAAAAUUCUGCUUAUCCAACAUCCUGAAUAUCAGUUUUGGUUCAAUUCUGAAGAAGAGAAAAAUAGAUUUAACCAAGAAGGGAAAUUGCGAAAUAGUCCAGAUUUGUACAUCCAAGCUAUAAAAAGAUCCAGAAAUUGUAAUAAGAGAUUGCUCAAACAAGCUGGUGAUUAUAUUGCAAGUUGUAGAGAGGGAUCAAAUAUUGUAGCAGUAAGGAAAUUGCCACGGAGAAAGGAAAUUGUUUGCAUUCCUCAUUCAGUAGAUAAAACUUUAGAAACCUCUCACUAUGGAGCACAUUUUCUUCUUCUGGACAACAAUAAAAUGGUUGUAAGUUAUAAUGACAAUGUAAUAGUAGUAAGAACUAAAGAAACAGCAAUGGAAACAUCUGAAAAUUUACACAAAUUCAAAACUGAUGCUGAAGUUAGUAACCUUUGUCAAUGGAAGCAGGAGAGUCUUGUUUUUUGUCUUCCUUCAGAAAAACAAUUUGUAUUUUAUAAUUCUGAUUUCUCUUUACAGGAAAGAAUCUGUACAGACAAAAGCUAUGAGUAUAUUGGCAAAACCAGCAAUAAUUGCUUGGUAUGUUGUAGAGGAGGUGGAGUAAAUAGAUUAGGGAGCAGUGAGAUAUAUAGUGGUGCCUGUAUAGAUAUAUUGCUCAUUGAAGAUAGCACUUAUGUUUACAAGAGUCAGAAUGAUAUAACUGAUGGUAUUAUAUACGAUAUAGCUGUGAUGUUAGAUGGUGAUGUUGUAGUGAGUGGAGAAUUUCAAGGUAAAGAUUCAGUUUGUUGGUUCAACCAUGAUAUCAUCAAGAUAAUAGUAGUACCUGUAAUUGGAAAUCCAAAACGAAUCACAGCCUUUGGACAGUAUGCUUACUACUUUGACUGGUAUGGUAUCAUAUAUCGUGUCUCCAUUGAUGGUUAUUGCGAGAGAUAUAUCACUACAGACAAUAGAGAAAUUAUUACAGUUCACGAUUUACAUGCUGCAGAUUUCAGUUUGAUUUUGUUUGGACAAUUUGUUGAAGGUGAUAGUGCUAUCUGCUUUUACCAAAUAUGAAUGCAUUUUACUUCUGAAGGAAUUUUACUAACUAAACAGGAAACUAUAAAGGCCAGGUUAUUUGUGGGCUGCAUGCAUCUCUUAAAUCCUUAUUGCAAAAGCAGAAAUCAGCAAAGAAGAACUACAUUCUGUGUAUAGACUUUUUUGUGUAAUUUAAUCUGAGGAAGAAUCAAAAUAUUCUUAAACCUUCAUGUUUUCUUUGAUACUUGUCACCACCAGAACAUGGUGACAGUGCCGUUAUAAAUAUAAAUUAUCUUACAAAGCAUUAACAGUGCAAUGGCUGGAGUAUUUUCUGUGAUGCAGACUUAGCUACCAUGUUUCCCCGAAAAUAAGCCCUACCAUGAUUUUUCAGAAUGUUUUUAAUGUAAGCCCUACCCCCAAAAUAAGACCUAGUCAAAAAUGCAUCAGCUUGUUAGCAAGACCAUGUGAUGUUUGCAAAGUAAGCCUACUAGCGCAGCUUGGCUAAAGUCUGCACUAAGCAUACACGGAGUUGACUCCCUUGUCCCCCAGAAAAGAUGAGUGCAGAAAGAAAGAGUUAUUCUGUGGAGUACAAGAAAGGAAUUGUGGUAGAGUCACAUAACAAGAAUCUUACGGCUAUCUGUAAGGAGAUGAUGUUAGAUCUCUGAAUGGUUCGAAAAUGGUGAGCAGAGUACAAUAAUCUCAGCAGACAGUUAGAUGAGGGAAGUGCUAAGAAGCACAAGUUUGUAUCAGGUUGACAACCAUUAUUUUUGGAGCUGGAAGAUAUCACUCCGGGAUGGAUUGCUGACAGAAGAACAAAGGCUUUGGUUGUACAUAGGGUUGAUAUUCAAGAAUUUGUUCUUGCAAUGGUACCACAGUCAGAUAUACCCCCAGAGAUAUUCAAAGCAUCACUCAUUGAUUGGAUAACUUCCCUUAGUGAUAUGAGCUCUCUCUAAUAAGAUCGACAACACUGUUCAAGCUGGAGGAUGCUGAAGUGAUUCAACGUGGACUUGCAUUCAAGUCCUUCAUUGAUGGUAUUGACUUUUUAAAAUACAAUCUCUCCAAUAUAAUUGCUAUGGAUGAGACUGCAGUAUUUAUGGGCCAAGGAUCUAAAAUGACUGUUGAACAGACAAGUGCCUCAUCAAUCUACAUUGCCUCAAUGGGUUACAAAAGUGCAAGAAUUACUUGUAUUUUACCAAUUUGUCUUAUCACAAAGGGCAAAAAAGAGAAAAUAGAAUGCGUUUCGGGCAUUUAUGUCCUUGAAACGGAAAAGGCUUGGUGCACACAAGCUGUUAUAAAGAAAAUGAGUUGAUUUUAACUAUGCCACUUGUUUUACAUGGUUCUCAAGAGGUCUUUUAUUCUGGGAUUUGGCCAGUACUCAUCCUGCAAAAAAUAUGUAAACCUUCAUUUUUAAAAGAAGAAUUGACCACAUAAUGAUUCUCAUGGGAAUGACUUCAUAUCUACAAACAUUAGGUCUUGUAAUAAACAAGCUCUUCAAGGAUUAUUUGCAGAUGGAAGUGAAUGACUAUAUCAAACAUAGAAUGGAGAGAAAUCAGCGUGGAAACUUUGUCAAACCCAUCCUCAAAGAAGUUGUGAAUUGGGUGAGGAAUUCAUGGAAUAAAAUUACUGACAGUCGCAUUGCCAAUGGACUACAAGCAAGGUACUUGGACAAAAAGUGUUCAUUUAAGGAAAAUUAUAUUGCCAAGCAUGAGAGAUUGGAGUCCAUGAUUAUACAAGAAGUGGAUUUGCAAGACAUUCAGUCUGAAGUUCAGGGUUUGAUGAUUUAUGACUAUGUUCCAGAAGAGGACAAAAUGUUUCUACUUGACUAAAAACAAUAAGCAAAUAAAUUAACUUUUGAUAAGUAAAA